Suricata suricatta (meerkat) is the source of this 1552-nucleotide messenger RNA. It is a transcript of the gene CCDC81, whose product is annotated as coiled-coil domain containing 81. Gene Ontology annotation, molecular function: DNA binding. The coding region runs from base 72 to 1490 and encodes 472 amino acids. The transcript has 13 exons. Gene Ontology annotation, cellular component: centrosome. NCBI's taxonomy places the organism in Eukaryota, Metazoa, Chordata, Mammalia, Carnivora, Herpestidae. The record is from RefSeq and is a predicted model, not a curated record.
AGGCGAACACAUCGAGAUUUGGAGGAAGACCCGAGAGGACUCAGCACCAGCACCGAGCCAAUAACAUCAGGAUGGUCGGUACCCUCAAACCUGCCGUGCAGGACUUGGGCCAGCAGGUGCUGCCUUUCCUGAAAAGGCUGACCCCGCAAGAAGUCUUAUCUAUCUGGGGUCAUCUGUCGAACCACGUUCUAAGACAGCUAUCCUUGCACAAAGGGGUUCAGAUUCCCGGAUUUGGUACUUUUAGUUUUGGGACAGAAAAAACGGUCAUGGGAAAAAAGAAGUUCAUUCCCAUAUUUAUCGUGGACAAAAAAUUAAUGGAGCGUCAUGGACUAAAACAAGACCAAAUAGAUGUUCCUGGUGACAUCCCAGUUUUUCCACUGGAUUUUGAUAUGAUAUCCAUGGAAUCCUCGUUUAGGAAGGAUUUGGUAAAACAUUGUGUGAAGGGGACAGUGCAUCAUUUAUCACGAUUCAUUUCCACCAGCAAAAGAGUGAUCUUUCAUCUCACUGGUAUCGGGGUCCUUACCAUUGAAGGCACUAAAGUCCAGAUGCGUUUUUUUGAGGACUUGACCUCUGUGCUGGAUCGAACUUGGGCUAUGGAGGAAGCUGUCGCAAAUAGGCCUGGCAAGGUAGACUCGAUGAUGUCCAGCAGCAAGACCUCGGGGAAGCCACCCAGGUUUCCGUUGAUAUUUCAAAGAACUCAGCUCAAGGAGUCAGAGAAAAGAACACCUGUGAAGACCCUUGUAGCAGAUGGCCAACUUGAAAACAAUGGAGAAGAGGUCGUUCGAGAAAAACAUGCUCGGAGUCCUCUCAAACUGCCAGUUGUAAUCCUUCCCAGGCCUAUGCCUGAUAAUGCUGGAGGUGGUAAGAUUGGGAAGCCUGAAAGAUUUCCAUCUCCACAUUAUAUGAAAAAUGGCAAUAAAAUGAAUCCAAAAUAUUCUCCAGCCCAUCGUUUCUUGGAUCAUAAUGAGGAAAUGUGUGACAUAUCCUUGGAACCAGCACAGAGCAAUAUUACACUGAAUGGUGGCAACAAGGGAAUGAAGAAUGACGGAGAUGGUGUGCAGUUCUAUCAGCACUACAAAAUGUCAAAGGAUGAGGAGGAUCUCCUAAAACACCAGAUACCACACUAUUCCCAACACCUCCAUGAAGAAAUGAAUAACAGAAGGCAAAGGGAAAUAAAACAAAGACUAACCACACAGCUGGUGGACCACCUGGAACAUAGGCAACCCAAGGAACAACACCUGACAGACAGAACUGCUGAAGGGGAGCAGAGGAAGAGAAUGAGCCAGAGCCUACAGGAGGACAGGAAAAAAAGCAUCCUCCAGAAGAGGCAGAGGGAUAAAGCUUUCCAGCGGACGUCAACCAGGCUUUUCCACCUGGAGCAUCGUGACGGAUACCAGCUCCACAACCAGUGCCAGAAAAGCAGCUCCAAGAAGGGCGAGACCCGCCAGUCCUCCCACAACCUGCUCCUGCAUGGCUCCCGCGUGGCUUAACACACCUUUGGAAUCUGUUUUCCUAGGGAAAGUUGUUGAUUUUUAAAAUUUUGGAAAGACAA